This is a messenger RNA of Daldinia caldariorum, 3071 nucleotides long. RefSeq names its product acid protease. Bases 356 to 2962 code for a protein of 868 amino acids. Gene Ontology annotation, biological process: proteolysis. NCBI's taxonomy places the organism in Eukaryota, Fungi, Ascomycota, Sordariomycetes, Xylariales, Hypoxylaceae. The transcript is spliced from 4 exons. Gene Ontology annotation, cellular component: fungal-type vacuole. The record is from RefSeq and is a predicted model, not a curated record. Gene Ontology annotation, molecular function: aspartic-type endopeptidase activity.
AAACCGUUCAUUGCCCUAGGUAUGCCCCCGGCAGAUCCCGCCACUAAUGGAAAUCUACUUCGACUUGGUUAUUUCGUCUAUCACUUUCUUUCUUCUGCAUUCAAUCUAUCUACCGCGAAUUUUACUUGGUAACUUUAUACGCGACCAAUCGAUCUCAGGCGCAAUUGUAGAGACGCCCGUAGCGCCUGCAGCUAUUCCCUAACUGCGUCGAUUUUCAAAUUUUAUCCGAAUUUGAUGGAUUUGGGUCAAAGUUACGCCAGCGUGUCUACGAGCCUAAUGAAGCUUGGAAAGGGAAAAGGCUGGUGACCUUGCGCGUCUCCUGUACGACUGCCGGGUUGGUGCGAUAGGCCGGACAAUGUUUACGUAUCUCUUCGCGACUAUAAUCGGGACGCUGCUCGUUCCCGACCUAGUCAAUGCCGACGACCUCAGCGCUUUAUGGAUUGAGCCUUCUUUGAACUGGUACGGCGUCGACGGUAAUUGGUCUUCGAUCGGUCUCUUCGUAGGAGAACCGGCUCAGGAGAUUGAUGUUCUCGUGAGCACGAGUCUGUCCGAGAUAUGGGUUGUCGAAAAUGGCGGUUGCGGACCUAAUGGCCAAUGUGUCCAAGCCCGUGGCGGCGUCUAUAACACCACCGCCUCGCAGAGUUGGUCUUCGCUCGGUGCCUGGCAGCUUGGCUUGGACUACCUCGGAAUCGGGGGUAAUGGUGAUUACGCGAUGGAGACCGUCGUCGUAUACGACAGCGUGCGUCGUUGGCAGACCUCCUUCAAUAAGCAGGUAGUAGCCGGCGUUAACGAGACUGGCUACUUUAAUGGAUUAUUUGGCUUGGGCAUCACACCUGGUCGCUUCAACAACGUUGUUGCCCAGAGUCCUAUUGCUGCACUAGUCGAACAAGAUGGCACAAUCCCGAGCCAUAGUUACGGCUACACUGCCGGGGCUUACUAUGCGGGCGAGCGAGGAGUUCCAUUGUCUCUAACGUUGGGUGGGUAUGAUGCAAAUCGUUUUGAGCCCCAUAACACGAAAUUUAGCCUCAAUGCGACAUCAAGACAUCCCGAAGUGCUUGUAAGGGCCAUCACCGCUUCGGUCUCUGAUGCUAGCCGGGCACCAACUACCUGGCCGGCGACAUCUAUCCCACUAUCGUCAUUUAACGAAUCGGUGACGGCCGUGCUUGACAGUUCCACCCCAUAUUUAUGGCUUCCGCCGACUAUCUGCGAUCGAUUCGCUGCUAGCUUGAAUCUUACAUGGAAUGAGACGUAUGGUGUUUACGUAUUCUCGAACAGCGAAGAGACUGAUAAUCUGGAGCGAUUCCGUUCGUCACCGGAUCUUUCGUUUACCUUUACCCUGUCGAGUGCAGAAAAUCACGACAACUUCGGACAGCCUCUCGAUGUACCUGGAGUCGUGAAUAUUACGGUAUCUGCUAAUGCAUUUAUCCAAACUCUUCGUUACCCAUUCAUGAAUAUUAUUAACUACACUGCAGCGGCAGUUCCCUACUUUCCUUUGAAGCGAACCGAGGCCAACGGCCCAGCCAUAAUUGGAAGGUCCUUCUUCCAGGAAGCGUAUUUAAUUACAAACUACGAAACGAGUAGUUUUUCGAUCCACAAAGCUAGAUUUCCCGAGAGGCCGCUUCGAGAUACUUCUAUUCAGACUGUAGCAACAUGGGAACAUAGUCCAUACCCUGGUCCACCCCCACGGCCCGACCAAGGAAAAGGUCUUACCGAGCCACAAACCGUAGGUUUGGCAAUCGGAAUCAGUUUCCUAGGCGUGGCAGCCGUUAUAGCUUUCUUCGUACUACGUCGAAGGAGAAGAAAGCAACGAGAUGCUGAGAAUACUGAGGACACAUUCAAUGACAAGGCUUCGACGAUCGACUUAUCACCGCCAACCACCCCGGUAGCUCGUAUUGUUUCAAAGAUGUCAAAAAGACGUGCACAUAGGAAGGGUAGGAAGGGAAGUACCCGUUCUACCGCUACGCAUGAGAAUAUCCACGAAGAAAUUGAGGAGAAUAACGAGCCGAAAAUAUACGAGUUUGCCGCAGACCAAAGCCAUGAACGCUACGAGUUACCUGGUCCAGAGCCCGCGGAGUUAGACGCUACUACGGUUAAAUAUGUAUUGGAUGCUGCAGGGAGGAAGUUUUACCCAAGGAAUAAUUACGAUUAUGCGAAGCAUCGGUUAGAACGACAAGGACAAGAAUUAGCGCCCGAGUAUGCCCCCCGUACGCCAGAGUCGCCGACUGGGAUGUACCACAAUAUUAGCCCAGCAAGACAUUACGGACCGUUAAACCGUACUACCGAAACUCCUUCACCAGCAUCGAGCCCAGCAUAUGAUACUCUAAACAACAACAAUAUGCCUUCACCUCUGAGUUCUCAGAGCGGCUGGACAAAUAAAAUGACGGAUGCGUACUCUUCUAUGGGUUUUGUUCCUACUCAAACCCUUUCUCAUUCAGCCUCGAACCCGAACCUCACUUAUACGCCAUCUUCGCCGUCCUCUUGGAGUAACCCUAGAUCGGCUUCCGUUACUCGCUCUGCUUCCACCGCCGGUUUCUCAACAUCCCAUGACGCUUCGAUUGCACCACCGCCUACUUCAUUCCAGAGAGCGCCUAUCGAUGCAUCGCGGGUAAUAUGCCUAGGGCCUUUGCCAGAUAACAUUCGACUACCUAAUCAACCUGCCCAAACACCCGAAAUACCUCAAACCCCUCAGCCUACUCAACAAUCGAUACCUGGCAUCGUUGAUAGCGACGGCCAACCAAUCGCUUACCCUCCAAUGCCCCCUAUCCCAGAUAACGACGAUUCCCAAUAUGAAUCCCGCCGUGCGUCUCGCCGCGUGUCGAGAGCAGACACGCUUGGAAGCAACUAUACUAUUGAAGAAGAAGCUCGUAUGGCCGCAGCCCGCGAGCAAGCACGAAUAGACGGACCCGACCUUAUACAUAUACCCCAACUAGCAUUGCAACGAUACAGCUGGGAAAUACCCUGAUGAUGCAUACUUAUAACCCACUGUAAUAUUCGCGAGAACAACCUUGUUAUACGACGUUCUAAUCACAGCCCUCCCCCUCUUCUUUCUCUUUUCAGUUUUGAUACCUACG